CCGACAUUCAAGAGAGGUUUCAUAAGAAUUGGUGAAAAAAAAUGGACCAUGUCCUACAGAUAUAUCGAGCAAGGAGUCACAGUAUAUAAUGCAAAGCCUCAUCCGGAUGAUACUUGGGUCGUCAGUUAUCCACGAUCAGCUGAGAGCAAUCUAAUGCUAGAAAUACUUUCGUGUAAUACGUGUCUUAUAAUAAAGCCUAUUAUAUGUACGUAUAGCAUGUCCAUAAAUGUCGGAGUGAAUAUCUCGCAACUGUUUGAGGUUACAAGAAAAUUUAAUAAGAGAAAUUUACAUGAUUCUGAGUCAGCUACGAAGUGCACAUAAAAGAAAAACUCCUUUUGGAGUUAUGAAGAUAGUCGUCUGGAGUGUAUAUAUCCACUUUACGAUAGACAAUUUGUACCUUGAGCUAGGUACCACGUUGACAUUGGAACUGGUUUGGUUGGUUGUGAACGACAUGAACUUCGAGGAAGCAAAGAAACAGAGCCUACAUUAUAGAUUUCCAUUUUUCGAACUUGACAUAUUGAUAGGCGAUUACGAAGACAGUGUAUCGAAUCCAUCGGAUAAAAAUAUAAGAUUGAAUCCAGAAUUCAUCGAUAAAUUACCAUCUCCAAAAUUCAUCAAAUCUCAUAUGCCAUUCGAAUUGUUACCUAAUCUUCUGGAUAGCAAUUGCAAGAUCGUUUAUGUAGCACGUAAUCCAAAAGAUGUGGUGGUGUCUUGGUAUUACUUUCUACAAGUUAUUAAGGGAUUAGAAUAUAAGGGAAGUUUCGAGGAAUUCUGCGAAUACUUUAUGAAGGAUUUAACUUAUUACAAUCCCUAUUGGACGCAUUUGAAAGAUGCCUGGGCUGAGAGACAUCGUCCGAACUUACUAUUCAUAUUCUACGAAGAACUAUUAAACGACUUGUCAAGUACUAUCAAAAAGGUGGCAAAAUUCUUUGGAAAAUCUUACAACGAAGAGAUGAUCUCGAAGCUAAUUGAUCAUCUUCAAAUAGAUAAUUUUCGAAAUAAUCCUAUGGUAAAUACAGCCACACCUGAUAACAAAAUAGAGUCAAACAUAUUCGUACGACGAGGCAAAGUCGGAGGUUGGAAAGACAUUUUCACAAAAGAACUCGAAGAAAAAUUCGAUGCUUGGAUCAAAGAGAAUAUGAAGGACACAGAUCUCACAUUUCCAAUAGAUUUCCUUCAAGAAAAGUGAAAAGUUUUUGCAAGCAGAUAAACUCUUUCUUUUUUUCUUUUUUAUCAUUUUUCUAUCGUGGAAAAAAAUUUAUGGAAUUAUCUAAAAUUUAGGGCGUUACCCAAAGCGGAAAUUGAGCUGAGAUCUCGUUCGGUCCGUCCGGAUAUAAUACGAAACAGUUCAAUAAAUCAUUCCGUUCCUCUA
Molecule: messenger RNA, 1372 nt
Organism: Vespula vulgaris
Lineage: Eukaryota; Metazoa; Arthropoda; Insecta; Hymenoptera; Vespidae
Product: sulfotransferase 1C4-like
Exons: 7
Coding region: 290-1189 (299 amino acids)
Biological process (GO): sulfation
Cellular component (GO): cytoplasm
Molecular function (GO): sulfotransferase activity
Source: RefSeq, a predicted model, not a curated record